AUGACAUUCUGAAAUUGAUCAAACAAGAAAUCUAACUAUGACACAAGACUUUUCAGUGAACAGUAUUGUAAACUGUAUUUAGAAAUGGUUCUUCCUGCCUGCACUAAUGCCUCUCUGCUAGCUCUCUCAUUUAGUCAUUCUCUCUCCACCUGCCCUGCGCCACAAGCCUCCAUUUGUCCAGUGAGGUCAGCCCACUGUUCCCCUUAAUCCCACGGGGUGCUCAUCUUGCAGCCGCCUAAUCCGCCCAUGGCUGCCGGCCCUGAACACACACGCACACCUGCAAGUUUGCACACAUGCUCACGGUUAUUUUUGAACUGUAUAUUCAAAAAGUCCAUCAUACCCAUUGCAUGCAUGUACACAUAGUCAUCCAUGCAGCACACACACACACACACACACACAGUGUUUCCCUCUUACUAUAAAACUCCCGUCCAUGCACUAAAGCCACACUCCUGCCUGUGUGUCAGCUGAUACCACACCUUCAUACAGCCAUGUCUGAUAUAGAAGAGGAAUACGAGGAGCAGGCAGAGGAGGAGGCAGAGGAGGACGAGGAGCAGCAGUACGAAGAGGAAGAGGAGGAGGAAACUGAGCAGCCAGAGGAGGACGAGCAUGUGGAAGAAGAUGAAACAGAGGAGGAACGUCCCAAACCCAAACCACUGGCCCCUCAACUUGCCCCCCCAAAGAUUCCAGAAGGGGACAGAGUGGAUUUUGAUGACAUCCACAGAAAGCGAAUGGAGAAAGACUUGCUGGAGCUGCACACACUGAUUGACGUCCACUUUGAACAGAGGAAGAAGGAUGAGGAAGAGCUUAUCGGCCUCAAGGAUCGAAUUGAGCGGCGUCGGUCAGAGCGUGCAGAGAUCCAAAGAGUCCGAGCGGAGAAGGAGAAGGACCGACAGAACCGGAUUGCGGAGGAACGUCAGAGGAAAGAGGAAGAGGAGGCCAAGAGAAAGGCUGAUGAUGAUGCCAAGAAGAAGAAAGUGCUAUCUGGCAUGGGGGCAAACUUUGGAGGCUUCCUAGCCAAGGCUGAAUUGAGGAAGGGCAAGCGUCUGACUGGCAGAGAGAUUAAGAAGAAGACUCUGGCCGAGAGGCGUCAGCCGCUGGCUAUCGACAAUUUGAGAGAGGACUCGCUCAGGCAACAAGCCCAGGAGAUGUGGAACUGGAUUUACCAGCUGGAGUCUGAGAAAUUUGACUACAUGGAGCACAUGAAGCACCAGAAAUACGAGAUCAUCGUGCUGCUGAACAGAAUCCAACAUGCUCAGAAAUUUAAAAAAGGGCAAGGCAAAGGAAAAGUGGGCGGCCGCUGGAAGUAAAAGGACUAAUAAAAGAAAUCUAAAAUGUAAAAGUACACAAGAAGUCCUCUCCUGUGUGUGAGACUGUUUGUUGAUAAUGUAUUAUAAUAAAA
Molecule: messenger RNA, 1399 nt
Organism: Dunckerocampus dactyliophorus (ringed pipefish)
Lineage: Eukaryota; Metazoa; Chordata; Actinopteri; Syngnathiformes; Syngnathidae
Gene: tnnt1
Product: troponin T type 1 (skeletal, slow)
Exons: 13
Coding region: 489-1307 (272 amino acids)
Biological process (GO): sarcomere organization; regulation of muscle contraction; slow-twitch skeletal muscle fiber contraction
Cellular component (GO): troponin complex
Molecular function (GO): tropomyosin binding; troponin T binding
Source: RefSeq, a predicted model, not a curated record